AUGGCCGCUGCUGCAGCGCGGCCGCUGCUGCUGCGGCUAAACAGAAUUCCUUUGAGGCAGACACACCGAAAUGCCUCCACCCAAACUGGCCGCGGGGCAGCAACACGCGGCGACUUGGGCAGAUCUCAGGGGCCAUGCACUGUGUGGACAUCACUGGAUGAGUUUCGGGGCUUCCAGGAUAUCCCGGAAUCCCGCCCCACGCUGCAGCUGCAGCGGCGCGGCAAGCCUGCUGGCAGCAACAGCAGCAGCGGCAGGAAACGUUCGCUUCCCCCCUGGAUUUUCGCGCACGACAUAAAGAACUUCACGGAGCUGCAGAGCCUUCAGCUGCCGGCCGCUGCAGACGCGGCUCAGCAGCAGCACGAGCAGCAGCAGCAGCAGCAGCAGCAGCAGCAGCAGCAGCAGCAGCAGCAGCAGCAGCAGCGCGGCAGUCUGCUGCCCCUGGCGGUGAACAUAGUAGACAGCGACACGGGCGAGUACCUCGGCUGCGGCCUCUUCCACUCGCGGCCCCUCAUUGCAGCUCGAGUGCUUGAAGACUUGAGCCCCUCCACUGUUCUGAAUUCAGAUUUCCUGCAGCAAAAGCUGCGGGAAGCAGCAGCCCGCCGCCGGGGGCUGCCGCCUGCAGUGUUUCUGUCUUGUGCAGAAUCUGCUGGGCCCCACCCAGGGGCUUUUCUUGAAGAUCCGGGGGCCCGGGGCCCCCCACAGCAGCCAGUGCAUGCAGCGCAUGCACUGCAUGCAGAGCCUCCUGGGGCUGUUCCCCGGGGCUUUUACCGAUUGGUUAAUGCGGAAAGUGACGGACUUCCUGGACUUGUCGUGGACCUUUUUGGAGCUGCAGUGUCUGUACAGCAGCUCACAAGAGGCAAGCAGCUCCUGCUCCCCGCAGCAGCGCCUGAAGGCAGCCCCAAGUUCCACACAAGAAACACCAGAGGGGCCCCUCUGGGGCUUUUGGGGGGCCCCGGACCCCCAGGGGGCCCCCCAGCGAGCCCCUCAGGGGGCCCCUCAGGCGCUGGCAGCGAGCUGCUGACUGCACCUUUUGUUGCAGCUCUGCAGCAGCUGCUGCAGCCCGCAGCUGUGGUGCUGCGCAACGACAGCUUUCUGCGGCAGCUGGAGCGGGACCCUUCCAUGAAGCAGUAUGCUGCAGUUGUUGCUGGGGAACUGUCCGGUUGGCAGUGGAUAGAAGAAGGCGGCAGCGCCUUCCCCGUUGAUUUGCUGAACAGUCCAGACACAGGCUGGUACUACGACCGGCGGGAGGUUCGGGAGGCCGUGGCUCAGCUCGCUCGUGGCUCGCGGGUGUUGGACCUCCACUGCCACUCCGCAGCAUUCAGCAUCGGGGCGCUGCGGCGAGGAGGUGCUCAGAGAUGUGUCGGUGUGGACGUUUCGGGUCUGUCUCUCGAGCUCGCAGCAGCAGCAGCAAAGAAGAACAAUCUGCAGCAGCAGCUGCUGCUGCAGCAGGCUGACGCCCUCCAGUGGCUGCGGCACAGAGCGCGGCCCUCCCGGCCUUCUUGUCUAGACAAAGACGCAACAGCAACUGCAGAAGCAGCUGCUCCUGUGGAAGCAGCAGCUCAAGUUCCUGCAGAAGCCCAGUUUGAUAUUGUCAUUAUGGACCCCCCUGCACCCCACAGACAGGGCUUGGUGCAAGCUUUCACUGCCGAGCUGCUGCAGCUGGCUGCUGCUGCUGCCAGAGUCCUUAGCAGCGGAGGGCGGCUGGUGGUCGUUGAGAGCAGCAGAUUUCUAGAGCUGGAGCAGCUGCUGAACAUCUUAAAUGAAGCAGUUUCAGCUGCAGGCAGAACCGCCGCCCUCGAAAUGCACGGGGGCCCCACUCUGGACUGCCCGCAAGACCUGCGCACUCAGGGCAUCACGGGGAUGAAGUGGCUGGCGAAUCCGCUGCUGCAGGGGAAGGCGCUGGUGCACUACAGCUCGUACUCGCCGCAGCACGUGACGAACGCCGUGCUGCUGCUGUGCAGCUUUCUCGUUGCUGCAGCAGCAAAGUCUCCAGAUGAAGCUCUUGAGCCUUUUUUAAAAACAAAUAUUUAUUUAGCUUCUUACAGAGACGCCACUUACUCGCAGUGCAGCUUCCGCCUCACAGUGCUGGACUGCCUGCAGGGGCUCGCCUACGCCAUGCAGCUGGGGUGGUUCAGCCUGUCUUCUUUCAACCACGCCCAGUAUGAACACUACGAAAGACUGGAAAAUGGAGAUAUGAGUUGGGUAAUUCCUGGAAAGUUUUUGGCAUUUAGCUGCCCCUCAGUAGGUGCUGCUGCGAUGUGCCCGCGGCGCAGCAGCGACUGCAGCAGCAGCAGCAGCAGCGGCAGCAGCAGCAGCGGCAGCAACGGCGGCUGCAACCCCUCCUACUAUGUCCGCGUCUUCAAAAAACUUAACAUCAAACUUGUCAUUCGACUUAACAAAAAAAUGUACGACUCUGAAGUCUUCAAGGAGGCGGGCAUAGACCACCAAGACCUUUUCUUCGUCGACGGCACCUGUCCCCCCAGAGAUAUUAUGGACAAGUUUUUGAAGCUUUGCGAAGCAUGCGACGGCGCGGUGGCUGUACACUGCAAAGCCGGGCUUGGCCGGACAGGCUCUCUGAUAGGCUGUUACGCAAUCAAAAACCACAAAUUUCCAGCACUUCCUUGGAUUGGUUGGAACAGAAUUUGCCGGCCAGGAAGCGUCUUGGGUCCCCAGCAAUACUUUUUGUGUGCCAUUGAAAAUGAACUCAUGAAAAGAGAAGCAGCUCCAGGCUGUCCGGCGGUGCGGCACCGCCCGCGAGAAAGAGUGUCAGAAGACGCGGAGCUCGAGACUCUGGCCCUCAGCAUGAAGGACAUGCAACUUGAAGACAGGCGAAUUGCGCAGCAGGGAGACGAGGGACAGGGCGAUCGGCUUAUGGAGGCAAAGAGAAGGUCGAAGCCAGCACUGGGCUGCAGCGCGAACGGCGAGGCAUCGCAGGAGCCCCUAGAUGAGAGGCCUGCUCUCCGCAGUGAUUCUGCUGCUGCUGCUGCUGCUGCUGCUGCUGCUGCUGCUGCUGCUGCUGCUGGGGAUUUGUCCACCUCCUCCCGCUUCGACGCAAUAGUGCGCAGCAAAAUUGCGGGGCCGCUGGUGCCCUCGUUUGCAGCAGGCGCAGCAAGUGGCCGGAAAGGCGGCAGCAGCUGCCACGGGCCUGCUGCAGCAGCAGCAGCAGCAGCAGCAGCAGCAGCAGCAGCAGGGGGCCCCUCCUCCGGCAUGUGCGUCGCUUCCUCCUGUAGGCCCGCUGGAAGCAGAUCCCGAAAUGAUGUCUAG
Eimeria necatrix is the source of this 3264-nucleotide messenger RNA. RefSeq names its product dual specificity protein phosphatase CDC14A, putative. Gene Ontology annotation, biological process: regulation of exit from mitosis; positive regulation of cytokinesis; protein dephosphorylation. Gene Ontology annotation, molecular function: phosphatase activity; methyltransferase activity. The record is from RefSeq and is a predicted model, not a curated record. The transcript has 16 exons. The coding region runs from base 1 to 3264 and encodes 1087 amino acids. NCBI's taxonomy places the organism in Eukaryota, Apicomplexa, Conoidasida, Eucoccidiorida, Eimeriidae.